Messenger RNA from Cheilinus undulatus (humphead wrasse), 10565 nucleotides. It is a transcript of the gene hic1, whose product is annotated as hypermethylated in cancer 1. Gene Ontology annotation, biological process: regulation of transcription by RNA polymerase II. The coding region runs from base 260 to 2437 and encodes 725 amino acids. Gene Ontology annotation, cellular component: nucleus. The record is from RefSeq and is a predicted model, not a curated record. The transcript has 2 exons. Gene Ontology annotation, molecular function: DNA-binding transcription factor activity, RNA polymerase II-specific; protein binding; RNA polymerase II cis-regulatory region sequence-specific DNA binding. Lineage: Eukaryota; Metazoa; Chordata; Actinopteri; Labriformes; Labridae.
GUCCGACCGGACCCCGACACAGUCUGAAGUGUCAGAUGCAGCCUCGUUAACACGUGAGAAAAGCCAGUGUAUGGAAGAAGUGGACAGAAAGAAGAAAACAGGGAGAAAACUGGCAGGAAAAAUACACGGAGGAGAAGUUUGUGGGGAGAGAGCUGGACGUGGAGGAAACUGCGGAGGUCUGAAGGAGGGAAUGCCGAAAAGGAGAGCAGACAGACGGCUAGAGCACCAGACAUGAGUCCGAGGUGGCGGACUGAAGACGAUGCUGGAUGCCAUGGACGUUCCAAGUCAUGCUAGGGAUCUCCUCCUGCAGCUCAACAGCCAGCGAACAAAGGGCUUCCUGUGUGAUGUCAUCAUCGUGGUGCAGAAUGCCCUCUUCAGAGCUCACAAGAACAUUCUGGCUGCCAGCAGCCUCUACUUGAAAUCUUUGGUGGUCCAUGACAAUCUCAUCAACCUUGACCACGAGAUGGUGAGUCCUGGGGUCUUCAGGGUCAUUCUGGACUACAUCUACACAGGCCGCCUUAGCGAGGGAGACCCCACCUCUCCCACUGAACCUAAUCUGGGGGCUGUGUUGGCAGCAGCUAGCUACCUGCAGCUGCUUGAUUUGGUGGCUUUGUGUAAAAAGAAGCUGAAAAGAAAUGGCAAGUACCCUCCUCGCCCAAGUCCUGCAUUUCUGCCUUACCCAAAGAUAGGGCCUGCCAGUUUGGGUUUAGGGGGUGGGGGCAGGUAUAGGGUUUCUACUCCUGUCAUUCAGUCCUGCCACAGCCAUGCAGCCCGUGCACCACCACUAGAGGAGCUGGUCCCACACCGAUUAGCCAUCCAUGCUGGGGAGCUGUACGCCCCCACCUCCACCCAGGGCUCUCAGGUGUUCCCCUCCCUGCAGCCUGCGCUGCCUUCUCAGCUCGGCCGCUCAGCCCACCCAGACAGGAACUGCUCCCCCAACUAUGGCCUCGAUCUCUCCAAGAAAAGCCCCAAUUCCCAGUCCCAGCACACACCCUCCCAUCUGGCGAACGCCCACAAUGACGAGGAGCGAGACGGGACCCUGAGUGAGCGCACCAGUCCCAUGCAGGGAACCAACGGGAGGGCCUUUGCCUCAGAAAAAAUGGAGUCCACAGACCAGCCAAACCCCCUGACUCCUCCACCUUUCCCUCAUCUCAACCAGCCUCUUGCCCCACACCUUCCCCACCUGCACCGCUCAGGCUCCCAGGGAACAGAUCGCUUCCUGUGCCCCCCGAGCCCUGAAAACACCACAGAAGGCGGAGAGGCAGGUAGAGACAUAGGCAAUAUCUACCGCUGGGUGAAACCUGAGCCAUACACAGCCGAAGAUGAAGACGAAGAUGAUGAUGAAGAGGAAGGAGGUGAAAAUGGAGAGCAGCACCACAACCAUAACAAAACUGGGGAGGACAGUGAAGGAGGGGACGACAAGAGCGGGUCGGGCACAGAGGAGACGGGCAGCAGUGAAGGUCGCCCGUCCCCUCCUGGAGCGAUGGGGAGAUUUCACAUGCCGUACGAGCCAGAAAGCUUUGGGGACAAUCUGUACGUCUGCAUCCCCUGUGACAAAGGUUUCCCGAGCUCGGAGCAGCUCAACGCACAUGUAGAGACGCAUACAGAGGAGGAGCUGUAUGGCAACUCUGGAGGGGAGAUGGGGAACAGCAAUAACAGCAGCACCAAAAACAUGAGCAGCAAUACAAAUGGUUACGGGGGCCUGAACAGCAGCAACAGCUUGAACAGUCUGUCCCACCUGGAGGCAAAAUCCAACCAGGGUUUGGGCUCAGGCGGCAUUGUGGAGAUGAUCCGACCUUACCGUUGCUCUUCCUGCGAAAAGUCCUACAAAGACCCCGCCACUUUGCGCCAGCAUGAGAAGACCCACUGGCUGACCCGGCCUUAUCCAUGCAGCAUCUGCGGCAAGAAGUUCACGCAGCGUGGCACCAUGACGCGCCACAUGCGGAGCCACCUGGGCCUGAAACCCUUCGCCUGCGACUCCUGUGGGAUGCGCUUCACCCGGCAGUAUCGCCUCACCGAGCACAUGCGCAUACACUCAGGGGAGAAGCCGUAUGAAUGUCAGGUGUGUGGGGGAAAGUUCGCUCAGCAGCGCAACCUCAUCAGCCACAUGAAGAUGCACAGCAGCGGAGGCUCCACGGGAGGUUUGACAGAUGGGAAACUGAAGCUGGACUUUACAGAGGGCAUCUAUCCUCUGAGUAAAUAUGCCGCAGAGCAUCUGGGGCUGAAGCAGGAGAAAGCCAAUGAGCUGCUCAUCCAAGCACAGCAGCAACUAGUGGCUGAUGCAAAGGCAAUGGAGAGCCUCUUUCCGCUUUCCAAACUGGCCUCGGAGCACCUGGGCCUGUCCCAUGACAAGAUGGACGUCCUGGGCCAACCACUUCCCCCUCCUCCGCCGGCUCUUUCUGAAGCCCGCACCAUUGACCGCUUCUCCCCCAGCUAAAACCACAAAACUGGUUGGAAUGGUAGUCACCAAAUAGGCCUGUGUGCACACUUUUUGCAGUAUUCAAAAGCCAUUCACCUCAACUCAGUAUCUCCUCUGCACCUCAGACUCAGGCCAAAAGGAAGUGGUCUGCUUAUGCACACCAACUCACAUAGACUUAAGUGCCUUUAAUGCAUCUAAUGUACCUUAAAAGUUAGUUUCUUAAAGGAGCUCUGUGCCUUUCUGUGACCAAGGGACACUCUCAAAGAAGUACAGUAUUUAUGUACAGUUUAUGCAAACAAAAAAUUACAGUCUUUGAGCCAAAGUGACAAAUUGAAAACCAAAAUGAAAUUGUGUUAUUUAUUUUUGUAUUAUGGUGAAAUCCAAAGAGAAACUGUUGCAAGGAAGCGUUGCAAUCUGACCCUAAACCUGUGUACAGAAAAAAGAAGCACAUAAAGACAAGAUUCAGGGUCCUUUGUCCAGACUGAGCUGAACUUUACCAAAUGAAAAAGCCAACUCUUCUGGACUUUAAAGCAAAUAGAGGAUGUAUUUUUUUCCUGUUUUUCAUGUGUGUGUUUUUGGGGUACUGGACGGUUUCUGUAUCUCAAUCCCCAGCUUCUCCAAAUCAAAACCCUGCCUCCAAAUGGGGAAAAAAUGAACAAAUUAUUCAGCAUUGUUUUGUGUUUCUCUGCAUUUUUAAAGUCUUAUCUUGUGUGGCAGUAAUGGUAGCUUACUGAGCCUUAAACUCAUCUUAAACUUAAGCUAACACUUCCUUUAAUAUUCGACUAACCUCCUCUAGCUCUCAGUUGUUAUUGAGAAGCAGAAAGCACAGCCCUGUGAUGUCAGAACUGGGACAUGAUCGCACAUACCCAACUAAUGACACACUGAUCCCCGCUCAUGAUGAGUGUAACUUCAUCGAAGAAUGGGUGUUGCCUUUGAAUAUUUUCAGUAUUAACAAUAGUGGAUGCAGCCGAGCAGAGAGGUCAGGAUUAAUGACAAAUACGGUCUGUCAUUUACUGUCAGGAGAAAUGACUAUAUUCACAUUAGCCUGAUGAUUAAUCUUGCAGCAGUAGUAGUAAGAUUCGGCUCUGCCGUCCCACCUCCCUGCUACUGUUGACAGGCUAAUUGAGUGCUGCAGGAACAUAGAUCCCCCACUCUCUGUGCACACAUAGCGGGAUGCUAAUCUAGGAACAUUAGAAGGGUUUGUGGGUCUUCCCUGGAAGCUGAAGGGCAAACAGCACACCCCAGCUGCUGUGCCUCGGUAAUCCCUGUGAAAUCUCACUCUCUCCAGGACAAUUCGCACUGCUCGCCGGCAUCAUGUCCCAUUUCAUGCCUGCCAUCUUACCCCUCUGAUCCACUUAUUAACACCACAUCCAAGCCCAGCAAAUGUCUGCCACUGCCUCCUUUUCCCUUCCCUCUCCUCUGCUGCUGGUAUCAAAGAGCAUUUCUGCAUUUGCUGACCAGCAGUUCCUCCAGCUUGAAAACAAAAGAGCACUUAAAGGUUGUGGGUUGGAUGACACAUUUUUUUGUCUUAUGCCAAAGAACAUUCUUGCUAUUUUUUCACUUGUACUCAUCCUUCAUUCAGAUUAGAAAUGUCUGACCACUAGUGCCAACGCCAACCUCAGUGGGUGAAUGUGAAGACUCAAGCCAUAAAUACACUGUGAUGGAUGUAGUAAAGGCUUAAAAAUACAGAGACAAUGUGCCUGACAUUUGGGAUUGUUUUAAGUGUAACUAAUUUAAGGGCUUCUUCUCUGUAGCAUUUUAUCAUAUCAACAUGUUGUUUUCUGUCACUCUCUUUCUUUAGUUUGAUUUCAAAUGAUAGCAGCACACGUGAAAAUGGUGCUUACCUCAGGACUGAACCCAGCAUGGGGACGCUAAGCUUUUCUAACCUUUUAAAAAAAGAACAUUUUAUCACACAGUUUUUAUUCUCUUAUGUACAGGGGUUUGCCCUGUGUUAAACCUGUGGUUAUUUCUGUGUUAAUACAUUUCUUGUUGCAGUUUCAUGGUGAAGAUACAUGUGAUAUUAACAUUUUUCUCCAUUUAUACAUUUCCUGUUGUGUGUCGUCAAAGAGGCUUCCUCCGGUCCAACUUAUUCCAUUGUUAUCAAAGAGACAAAAAAAUAUCUGUAGCAUCUUAACUGGCUGUUUGUGAAUUCCUGAACCACUCUUAAGCAACAGGAUGGCAUUUAUAUUCAGCUUUAACCACACGUAUUGCCAGGUUUACUUGACAAGUGCAGCAUUUUAAAACAUUUAUGACAUUAGGGCCCGCCUUACUCAAAUAUAAGAAAAGCUAAUCCCUCCCCAGGACCCACUUGAAAAAAUUAAACAUUGAUUUUUAUUGAUUUCAUAUACAAAAUCCCAACACAAUGGGCCAAAACAUAUCUGUAUAAACUAUCCAUACCACAGUGGUGUAUUAGGGCCACUUAGAAGUUAAAAUAAUAUAUAGGAUCUACUAAUUUUUGAGAAAAACUCAAUAUUUUCAGGUUUAAAACAUUUUUAAAAUUGCAAGAAGAUAAGAAGAAUUUAAUUGCCAAUUGCGUAAAAGCAAGUCAUACCAGGUGAAUCAGUUUUCCUUACAUUAGUACUACAGCUGAGAGCCUAAUCAAAUUAUACUUCUAAUUACGCAAGAAGGAAAUGAUUACAAUAUCAGCUCAGGAUUAUCGCAUUUCAUUAUCAUCAAGACUUGAUGAGACAUUUCUGUAAACUGGGGGUAUCUAGCCACUGUUUUUUGAUAUUGUUUCAUGGAGAUUUACAAAUUUAUAAUGUAAUAAACUUUAAAAUCUUUAAACUUCUGAGUUUAGGUCAAAAUUUGUCACCUUUUAAACUUAAAAAUGAGAGUUUUUUUGCUAAUAAAUUUAUGCUUUUCACACUGUAAUACUCAGUUUGGUUUCUUGUAAAUAUCUGACUUUAUAAUUUCAAAUUGUUAUUUUUUUUUUAAAGUUGGCUUUUUUUCCUUAAAGUUCCUGUAAAGCGACAAAUGAAAUGCAUUUUAGGUUUGUUGUAUGACAGGCCACUGUGUUAUGAACCACCAGGCCAAAUUUUAGUCAUGAAAAACAUCUCUAAGUUUCUAAAAUUCAGCUUCAAAAUCACAAAAUGGGCUAGAAUCAUAUGUGUUGGUGGAAUGAGUUGAAGCCACACCCACUCACGAGAAAUACAAUCCUCUCAAGUAAAAAAAAAAAAAAAAAAAAAAAAGCCUCUGAUCAGAGCAGCUGCCUGGUUCUAUUCCAGAGCAGAGAAACAAAAGUUGGGGACUAAAUUUACUGUUUCCUGGUACAAAUUUCCCUGUUAUGAUAAUUUUAAUGACCUGUAGGCCACUGUGGCUGAUUUGUGAAAUUUACCUCACAAUGAAAAAAAAUACAGAAUGUGACUGGCUUUUUAACUUUCAGUGAAGGCAGUGACAUCAGCUAACAACAGACUGUAUUGAGAUUAACUGCUUGCUGAUUUUACAUCACUGUAGCAUUAGGGGGGGCAGGUUAAUUCCCCAUCAAAACUGGUGAUGUCAUGAGCUCAGAUUUUUGCCCUGCUCAAAUAAAACCAAGCCAGAAACGAAGUGAUAAAUUUCUAACAGCUUAAAUCAAAAAUUCAGUCACACGUGGGUCUAGGUGUUUUCAUAUGUUUACAGCAACCUUAUUCCAACAUAUCUAGUGUGUUUAGACACAAAGAUUGAAUUUCACCUUUAUUUUUUAAUUUAACCUUUAUUUAACCAGAUAAAAAGCCCAUUGAGAUCAGGAUCUCUUUCACAAGGGUUACCUGGCCAAGAGGUCAGCAGCACAUGUCAUAAGAACAGUUACAAAAGUGACAGUUUAGAUUAAAACAUACAAUUUUAGAGGUGCAAUAGUGUUUUCAAUAAGAAGUGUGGGCGCUAUAACAACAAACUACAAUUUAAGAUUUAAAGCACAGGCACUGUUCAAUAGUCUCACGCUGUCUGUCCCUCAGGAUAGAACAGAAGGCUCCAAGUGGAAUAACCAGAGAGUUUCAGUUCAGUCUGUAGUGUAUUCAAUGUGCAUAUCUGCAAGCAAUUACAGGGACUUUAACAAAAAGUAAACAAGUCCUAUUUUUUUUUUUUUUUGGGUGGCCCUAAUAAACUGUUUCACAUUAUGUCUAAUCAUGGUUUUAAAAGAAUAUAUUUACAUCUAAUUUGACAAUGUAUGAGCAGUCAGAGCCCCCCUGAGUCCGGGACCUCAGGGUGAAAACCAAUGUAUUAUUAGAUCUUCCCUAAGCAGAUUUCACCUUAAACAUGACAAUCAGCCUCAUAUUGUUUUACCCCUUUACUCUGGAGGUCACUGAACUCUCUGUAGAGUCAGAAUGAGUCUGCAGAUACACACAAACACACAGGAAGCAUGCUUGUUUUUGAUGACACUUCCAUUUUUAUUUAAUCUCUCACCAGAAUAAAAAUGAUAGCUACAUUAGAAAGUGAAAAAUAUGUGCAUACGUGUAAAAAGUGAAGAAGCAUGCAGAUGUCAGUCGUGGGAAUUUCAGCCUUUCUCAUUCAGGAGUUUAAAUGAAAAUGGUUCUCCUCCUUUUCCCUUUGCUUACACCAUUAAAAUAACACAAAGUGUUUCCACUGUCACUCCAAAUCUGUGCAGGAGGGAAGAGCAAGAUAGGCCUGUACAUUUCAUUAGGAUGUGCACUGUUUGAGAUUUGCUGCAAGUGCAUUAAUAUGUAAGACAGACAGAGGAGGAGUGUCAGGUAUCUAUAGAAAGGGGAAGCGUUUGCUUGUCUGUUCCUGUGUCUUGAUGCUGUCAGAGUGAAUGAGGGUCUGUUAAUGCAUGUCCUGGGAAUAGUUUUGGUGUGAAGGAGACGAGCUGAGGAGCAGGAAGUGAACUUUUGGCUGGUGUGUCGUGUCGGGCAGGAUGUGCCGUGUGUUUCUGCUCCGAGGCAGAUAGAGAGACGGAGAAUGGGGAGGGAGAGGAGCAGGGAGAACGCAGCAGGGUGUGCGCGAGCCAUUGUCUCAGUAUGAAAGAGUGUUUCUUACUUCUAAAACUCUCCAUUCAUAAACAAGCAGACUGUAUCUUCUCUUUUCCUUCCCCUCUUUGCUCUUUGGGAAUAAAACCUCUGCUCAGUAUCAUCGUGAUACCACAUCGUUGGCUUUCAAGGGCUGCACGGUGAGGAAGCCGUUCAGACAUUUUGUUACACAUUCAGGAUGUUGUGGAUAAAACUUCUUUGGCAUCCUUUCACUCAGAGGAAUUUAUGACAAUAUUUUCUCCAUAUGUGUAUAUUAUUUUGAAAAACAGGGCACUGUCGAUUAAUUUAAAUCAUGCUUUAAAAACUGGCAGGGGUCCUUUUUCUCCGUGGUUGUUUAAAUUAGAAAAAUUACCAGAGUCUUGUUUCACUUAUUGGUGUGUAGCCACUCAUCCCAUGAGCUUUCAUGCCAUCUGCCUUCAGUAAUGUAAUUUAGAUGAGACACCAAACAGAAAACCUCUAAUUGCCACCAAAGCGGUUAACAUGAAGAUGUUUUGAAAGUAAUAAAAUUAGGCAUUCAAAACAAUUUAUGGGUUACUUUAAUUGAUGCAAUAAAAUUGAAUCAAUGCUAAUAUAAAUAGGCGCAGCAGGGCCGACCACUAUCUGUGAGAUGUGGGUGUAUGUUUUUAUUUUAUUUAAUUUCUAAGGCCAUUUCAAUCCCCUCUAAUAUUCUUAUGGCAACCAGCCCAGGCCAAUCAUUUUUAUAGCACUAACAAUAUAGAUGUUAAAAGUCUGGAUGAACUCCAGUGGACCUAAAAAGGUUUUAUGUUAAAAAAUGCCUUGAAGUUUUCUACCAGCAGCAGGCUAAGGUCACCUGUGUGACUGUGUGUGCCUGAAUCACUGAUCUGUUUGACAUUUACUGUAUUUCAUCACGUGUGCCAAAAAGACUGAAUCACCUAGCAGACAUCACCGGUGCUCAAAACAAACAUCAGCAACCAUUUUUGCCUUAAGCACUGCCACUAGCUGCACUGUGGAGAUGCUUUUCACCAACUUUGCCUUGUUCUGUUCAUAAGAGCACAUAUUUCUUUUAAGAGGACAAAUAUUUAAUGUAAUUUAAUGAUAGUUUUGAAGCUUUAUUUUAGCGGUGCAUGUGGCUUCAGUGUGGAAGCAUCAGUGAUUCUGUUCUGUAUGCCUGUGUGAAAAUGCUCUGUCCUCACAGUGCACCUGUCCAUCUCCACGUCUGAAUGCCUUUCCCACAGUGCUGCAGGGUCAACUAUAAGGCAGAGCUUUGACACUUUCUAGAGUCUUUACUACAAGCAGCUGCUUUAGAUUUAUUCCUCUCAAACUCAACUUUUCUGGAAAAAUCAUUGUAUUGUGAUUUUUAUUGCUCUCAUGAUUCCGGAGAAGUCCCACAAUUGCCUUUCCUCUGGCACUCUGCUUCUUCCCCUCUUUCUCCUCUUGGCUGCGCUCACUUUGCGCCCUUAUUACCUCCCUCUUCACCUCUUUUUGUCCCCUCUCUCCUCUUACACUCCGCACAAACCGCCGACCCACUCCACCCGCCUCCCCCCUCCUCCUCACCCAUGAUCCACUUACUUCCAGCUGUUUUUCAUGCUGAAGAAGACAGUUGUCUAAAUGUUUAUGCGAAGGGCUACUUUCUUUUUCUUUAAGCCCUGAUCAAUUUCCAAAAUGAACGUUGUGGCAUGUGUUAAAAUACACCGUAUGAUGAGCCAAAUAUAAAAAAAAAAAAUAACGGACAUGGUUAUUGUAUUCUGAUCCUCAGGCCAGGAAUCGGCUUACAAAGGGAGAUUAAAGACGGCGUAUCGCUGUAGAGGAAAUGCAGAAUAAUGUGAGGGGAAAUGUUCAGGCAAAAAUAUGCGCAGAAAGAUGCCAGUAAAGUAAACAUGUAUAAAAUUGCACAAUUGAGCCAGGGCCUUGGCUGCACUGGCCAAGUCAUGCACUGAGAUGGAGAGAAAAAGGAACAGAGAUGAGGAAAAGAAGCAGAGUGAAAAUUGGCUUGUGUUUGAUUGUAAAUAACAAGGAAAGCUGUUUGCUUUAUGUGUCUGCUCACCUCUUUUUUACAGUGUUUCCUUGCCAGCUUUUAGGAAUUUCACUUUAGAGGAAAUGCAUUUUUUUGUCUUCGCAUUGUUGGUUGCUGUUAACAUGUCAGUGUGCCCUCAGAAAAGUCAUCCUUUUUUCCAGACUGGCGAUUAUCAGGCAAUAUCAGCACACGUCAUGCAGUAGUCUUUAAGGAAAAAGGGGCUGCUUGUGGCAUCCUCCAUCUGUUUGACUCAGCGCUGUUUCUUUACCUUGAACAUAAAUGCUACCAACAAUGUAGAUUUUAUAGUUACAGUGUAAAAAUUUCUGCUUCAAGAGCAAGGACAAAAAAGCAAGGAUUUAGAAGAGUUAUCCAGGAGAUCUUAUUGUGCAUCUCAUGCACACACUCACAAUAACAUACACAGCUGCAUGGCAGACUGCUCUCCAGGUUAGGUCAGAUUUAAUUAGGCCGCCCUGCUCCGUUUGGAGUGUCGCCUCUUGUUGAAAAAGCCAUUAUUUAAAAAAAAAAAAGAGGGGAUUCCACUGACAGCUUUUCUCCCAACACACACUAAAACCUGAGCUUUAGGCUCCUCAGACAUGUGCACUCACAACAUCAAACCUGGUUUUAGGGAAAAGUUACGUGUAGAAGUGAUGGAUUAUGGCCAAAUGAAGAUUACUGUGAUGUUCUAAAGUGGUUGUGGUUCAAGGAGGAGAAAGUUCAGCAGGAACAAAAACUGCCACGCACACAGUCGUAGCUACAGAUAGAUGAAAAAUAGUCAAAUAUGAUUAGAACUAGUAUCUUAACAGAAGACAAAUUUAAUUUCAGCAGGUGUCCAUGAUUUAUAAAUUAGCAUCUCCUUUUGUGGUUCAUUUGGUUGAAUUUAUGCCAUCAAAACAACUAAAAAAGCAAAACAUAAAACCACACAGUAUUUUUGCAUUUUCUGCAUUUUCAUUGCCGAUAUUGAUCUUACUUUUGCUUUAAUGAAAUGAAUGUAUUUAUUGCAUGUCAAAAUGUUUUAUAGUUAAUUUUUGUGUAAAUUUCAAUUGUGGGUUUUUUUAUAUUAAUUUCAUUUAAUGAUGGUGUUGAUGAUACAAUCAUGUCGAUAAGGCUUUUAUUUUUUAAAAGCCAAUGUGAAUUAUGUCAUGUUUGUUUUGUUUGUUACUAUACUCACAAUCAACUUGGCAAUAAAGUGAAUUGCAUAACGGAUUUAACA